AAUUGAAAAUUAUGCAAAAUAAACUAAUAAAUCGUCAACCUUUAAGGUCAAAUUAUGCAACCGAAUCAAAAAUACUGGACUUCAUCAAUAUGUAUCAAGUGACAUCGUGGUUGCAUCACCAAUUUCCUAACAACGUCAGUUCGAGUUCUGGUCGUCAUAGGUACCGGUGCCUCUAGGGCCAAUUUUACGCAACAUGCACCGCAUUAUGGCCCUUAAACGUAUAAAUGUCAACGCUAAACGUUUAGGAGCAUCACAAGUUUACCGAAACCAGCAGACAUUCAACCAGAAUCGGUGAAAAUGAAGUCUUUCGUUUGCGUUCUCUUCGUUGUGGCAACGGCAUGCGCAGCUCCGUCAGAGACCAGGGAUAAGCGUGGCAUCUUCGGCGAGCCCGGCGGCCUCCUGACUCCUCAUCUCCAUCACGACUUACAUCACGACCUGCACCACAACUUCCACCACGACCUGCACCACGAUUUCCACCACGACCUGCACCACGAUUUUCAUCAUGACUUACACCACCACGACCUACACCACCACGGGCACUUGCACGCUCCCAUCAUUCACGACCACUUCGACCAUGCUCACAUCCACACCCCAAUCAUACACGAGCCCCUGCUUCCUAGCACCACCAUCAUUAAGUCUUCAAGGCUGAUCCACCCAGUGAAGCAUAUAAUCAAACACUAUAAUUACGGUGGAUGGUAGUAACGACCUUGUAAACAUCUUCUAUACCAAAUUCUAUUAAACAGUUCGGUUUUUUAUAA
Messenger RNA from Bombyx mori (domestic silkworm), 758 nucleotides. RefSeq names its product histidine-rich protein. The record is from RefSeq and is a predicted model, not a curated record. Lineage: Eukaryota; Metazoa; Arthropoda; Insecta; Lepidoptera; Bombycidae. The transcript is spliced from 2 exons. Bases 298 to 699 code for a protein of 133 amino acids.